CACACUGAAACCCUUCACACCCCACACCCCGCCGCCGCCUCGCCCUCCUCCCGCAGCUGCAGCUCGUCCGAGCUCAGCUCGCCGCCAUUGCCAUCUCCUGCCUAUUACCUCUGAGGUUGAGCUUGAUGCAAAUGCUUCGGUGAGGCUCGCGGUGCCGUUCCACGCGAUGGCCUCGUCGUUUCACUGCCUUCAGCCUCUGAGGUUCCCUAAGAGAGUCCGCCUCUCGCUUUCCGCCGGCGGUGGCUCCUGCGGAUACAGCUGUCGGCCGAGGAGCAGUCACGUAGUGUUUGCUUCCUCGGAGUUUAAGAUAGAUAAAGGCCUCUCUCUUCAGGCUAAGGUUGACUCUUUGUUAGAUAGUGUAAAAUGGGACGACAAAGGUUUAGCUGUUGCCAUAGCUCAGAAUGUUGAUACUGGGGCAAUCUUAAUGCAAGGAUUUGCCAACAGGGAUGCUUUGGCCAAAACUAUUUCCACUCUCAAGGCUACCUUUUUCAGCCGAUCGAGGUCAUCUCUAUGGACGAAGGGAGAAACCUCCAUGAAUUUCAUCAAUAUUCACGACAUCUUUCUCGAUUGUGACCGAGACUCGAUAAUAUAUCUCGGAAAACCAGAUGGGCCCACAUGUCAUACGGGGGCUGAGACUUGCUAUUAUUCGUCGGUGUCGUGUUUACUGGGAAAUUCCGAGGUUGAACAAAAUGAGUUGGCUAUGUCAACAUUGUACUCCUUGGAGUCUACCAUCUCUAAGCGGAGAGCUGAGUUGGAUGAGCCGAAGGAAGGGAAACCCUCCUGGACAAAACGAUUGUUGCUCGACAAUAAGCUGCUAUGCUCAAAGAUCAGGGAAGAGGCAGAUGAGUUGUGUAGGACGUUAGAAGAGAAUGAAGACAGACCACGAACGGCAUCGGAGAUGGCAGAUGUGCUAUACCACUCCAUGGUCAUGCUUAAUUUAAGAGGCGUGAAGAUGGAAGAUGUUCUCGAGAUUCUCCGGAAGAGAUUUUCUCAGUCAGGAAUAGAAGAAAAGAAGAGCCGCAAACAGGGCUAGGCUCGGUCCUCGCACUUGACCUAUGUAUUUUGUGUGUAUUCCUGUUUUCUUAUUGAUUUUUCCGGGCAUGUAAAUACGAUGUAGUCGGUUGAGAAAUCAGAUUUUGUGGAAUAAAUGCUCGACUCAGAUUACAAGAUGUAUCUAGUCCCUGGAUUUAUUUGUAUUGGCGUCAUUGUAACGUUGGCAUAUGACUGAUUCAGAGGAUUACGAUGAAUGUUAAUUGCUACCAUGAUUUCUCUUCUUGA
Punica granatum (pomegranate) is the source of this 1278-nucleotide messenger RNA. Lineage: Eukaryota; Viridiplantae; Streptophyta; Magnoliopsida; Myrtales; Lythraceae. The record is from RefSeq and is a predicted model, not a curated record.